CUCAUUCUGCUACUAAUGUCGAUAGUGGAGCUCAUUCUGCUACUAAUGUCGACAGUGGAGGGGUUGUGAAAAAAUGGUACAAACUGAGCGAAAUACACGGCCCAGAUGCUGAAGGUGCCUUAGAUGUUGCAUUACAUUGUCGUGUGAGUAAGCUUUCCAGCAAGUUGUUAACACAUUAUGCCAAGGCUAUUCUUCUUCAAAAAACCUAA
This is a messenger RNA of Protopolystoma xenopodis, 209 nucleotides long. The record is from the annotation of a GenBank genome assembly. NCBI's taxonomy places the organism in Eukaryota, Metazoa, Platyhelminthes, Monogenea, Polystomatidea, Polystomatidae.